Messenger RNA from Magnolia sinica, 1604 nucleotides. RefSeq names its product F-box protein At3g12350. Gene Ontology annotation, cellular component: SCF ubiquitin ligase complex. Gene Ontology annotation, molecular function: protein binding. The record is from RefSeq and is a predicted model, not a curated record. The transcript has 2 exons. Bases 79 to 1425 code for a protein of 448 amino acids. Gene Ontology annotation, biological process: SCF-dependent proteasomal ubiquitin-dependent protein catabolic process; gibberellic acid mediated signaling pathway. Lineage: Eukaryota; Viridiplantae; Streptophyta; Magnoliopsida; Magnoliales; Magnoliaceae.
CCCACGAAACUUACGAUUUCCUCAUCUCUCAUCUCUCUGCAAAAGACAUUUCUGCCCCCUCUCUGUCUCUCUGCGAAAAUGGCGGAUUUCGGUGACCCAAAGGAGCACGCUCCAUCAUCAAUCUCGUUCGUUGAUUUCCCAGAAGAUGUCCAGCUCUCGAUCCUGUCCUUCCUUUCACUUCCCGAAAUCUCCUCAUUCUCUCUUACAUGCAAGCGCUUCCUCCACCUCGCCCGCCCCACCUCGCAGAUUUGGUACUCCCUCUGCCACCGCCGCUGGAGCACCAAAACCCAUAUACACGCAUGGGGCAACGGCCAGAUCUCCUUCCACCUCCUCUACAAAACCCUCUCCCGCUACGAAGAUCUCAUCGGCUUCUGGCGCCGCGUCUUUGCCAACUCUCCCUCCCCAGCUGCGGCGGGCCCACCGCUCGUCUUCUUUGAGUGGGGCCCGUCCUACAUCACCGGCUACAGGAUCUCCCCCUCGAGAUCCAACGGCUACAUCAUCACCAAGACGCCAUUUAUCUGGAUGGGCAUCUCGUCCCAAGGCGAGCACGUGAAUUUCAUCGGAUCGCCAUCUGCGGCAGGCGAAUUCGCCCGGGCGGCCCAGUUGGGGUUUUCGGACGACCCUGAUUUGGUCCCCGUCAAUGUCUGCUUUGUCGGGAAGAAUCACGUGGUUUUUGAGGAGAAUCAAGGUUACUGUCGGAGGGACGAUUCAGGAAUUACGGAGGACGGUGUGGGUAGAGAGGGUUCGCCAUCAUCGUCAUCGCUGGGUGGGAGCCCGCCGGAUCGUGUGAUGUCGGAGAUUUAUCAGUAUUUUGCGAACCGGACGAGCCCCAGCGGGGAUAGAGCUUCUAGAAGGCAGCGGAAGAAGGACAGAGCGCGGCAGGGGAAAAGGAGAUGGGAGUCGGAGCAUUACUUGAAGAUUGUGAAUUGCAGUCCGACACCAUCACGGCCUUUGCAGGGGCUUUGGAAGGGGAUCUGUGAUGACACGAGCUUGGAUUUUUAUCUUGUGGCAUAUGAUGACAUUGGCGGGAUUGCUUGCCGGAGGGUCGGGGACUCAUCUGAGCCUUUCUCUGGCUACUCCCCCGUCUUCUGGACAUCAAACACUACAUUUAUCGAGUCUCCAUUCUCUAGCAAAGAAGAAGAUAUAUACGGCUGCCGCAUUCAUAUCCGGCCCCAUGCUACCAAUCAGAUUAGUGGGUCCCACCCUUUUAUGAAGAAUGAAGUUGUUGCACGGGUUCUUCACAUCAAUUCAAGUUACGAUCUGGUGAUCCCAGACCUUACAAACUCUACUGCCAACGAUCUACAUGUCGAGGGUAGGAUUUGGCAGUAUCGGGAUGGGACUUUUGGAUUUGGAUUUCUUAGGAACAAUUUGAUCAUAGACUUGAAGCAUAUUGCUCAGAAUGGUCAGCUUCUAGAUACAGUAUAAUAUUGUAGUAUUGAUCUUAGAUUACUAAUCUCUUACUCGGAGAUUAUCAAUGUACAGAACAUCAUUCUUGUAUUUAAGUACUUGCCAUCCAUCAUGCAGUAUGGUAAUGUAACUUAGGCUAGAUGUUGGAAACAAAUGUUCAUUUCCUAUGAUCAUUAGUGUCGGGGUGAAUUUUUUUU